Mercenaria mercenaria is the source of this 685-nucleotide messenger RNA. RefSeq lists its product as uncharacterized. NCBI's taxonomy places the organism in Eukaryota, Metazoa, Mollusca, Bivalvia, Venerida, Veneridae. Bases 59 to 685 code for a protein of 208 amino acids. The transcript has 4 exons. The record is from RefSeq and is a predicted model, not a curated record.
UACGCUGCUCCAACGAUGAAGAAAGUCGAUUAGAAUCUCAAAGGAAGAAACUCUUCUAAUGCUUCGGGCGUAUCGUACGCAUCCAACAAGAUGGAAUGACGUCAUUGAUGACAUCAAACAAAACAUUGACCGGCUUCCACAACCAGUUAGAGAAUUUUACAACUCUGCAACUAUCAAACAGCUAAAAGAUCGGUUGUCGGUAAAACUUGCAAAACUGAUGUCAACAAGAAAUAUUGAAGAUCAAGAUCUAAGAGGCGAGGUUGAGAGUAUUCGUGAAAACGAAAGACGUCUGGUGCGUAAUGCACCUCGGGCCGGCGAGCCUAUGCAACAAAAUGGACGACAACAAGCCCCAGCAGCUGACCAAGAAAACAACGCAGAUCACGGAGAUCGUGACCGUCAAGUAGAUGGCGACCAGGCUGCUCCGGCUGGGAGAGCAGAGCGUCGGGAUGCGGCUGCUGCAGCUCUCUCUGACAAUCAUUCUGAAGGCGAUGAGCCAGAGCCCCCAAGGCGUCGCCUUGCUGAGCUAAUUAUGUGUCUAGCACCUGUGCAAUCAACAAAGAGAGAGACAUUAGAGAGAACAGUAGAAGACAUAUUGUUCAGACAUAUCAUCGAAUUCAGCACAAUUUGCUGGGCUACAUUGGUUGGCGAAAUUGAUCAAACAACAGAUGCGAUAGGAAGUGUCUAG